CGUCCUUUGCCCGGGCGCGCGGCGGCGGCGGCGGUGGCGUGGGGUUGAGUGGCGGCCUGCAGGCCCGCGGACGCGCCGCGGAGGAUGGGCGGGGGUCAGCCGAGCGGGCGUGGGUUAUAUGUUCCUGUGUGACUUACAGCAAAUUCCAUUCCCUGAGCUCUACCCAACAUGAGUGAAGUUUCCUGCAAGAAACGGGAUGACUAUUUGGAGUGGCCUGAGUAUUUCAUGGCAGUGGCCUUCUUAUCAGCACAGAGAAGCAAAGAUCCAAAUUCCCAGGUCGGAGCCUGUAUUGUGAAUGCAGAAAACAAGAUUGUUGGAAUUGGGUACAAUGGAAUGCCAAAUGGGUGCAGUGAUGACCUGUUGCCUUGGAGAAGAACAGCAGAGAAUAUACUGGAUACCAAGUACCCAUAUGUGUGCCAUGCCGAGCUGAAUGCCAUUAUGAACAAGAAUUCGGCCGAUGUGAAAGGCUGUAGCAUGUAUGUCGCCUUGUUCCCAUGUAAUGAAUGUGCUAAGCUCAUCAUCCAGGCAGGUAUAAAAGAAGUUAUUUUCAUGUCUGAUAAGUAUCAUGACAGUGAUGAGACAACAGCUGCAAGGCUCAUGUUUGAGAUGGCUGGGGUUACAUUCAGGAAAUUCACACCCAGGUGCAGCAAGAUUGUUAUUGACUUUGAUUCAAUUAACAGCCGACCGAGUCAGAAGCUUCAGUGAGUUCAAUCUCAUUAAAUCUACAGAAGUUUGGGACUCUCUUCGUCUAAGAAGCUGCUAAUGCCUUUCAUCUUAAAGUUGCAUAUAACUUCUUAUUAACUAGCCCAGCACAAAUACACAUGCAAAGGAUGUAUAGCCUCAAAUCUCUCUUACUGUCCCUCCUGUCGUAUGGAAUCUACAUCUGUUUAAACUAUUGGUUUAGGGUUGGAAAUCAGGGACCAGUCACGCAAGCCUGGAAUAAGGGUAUCUUCUCCCUUGUGACCUUGUUUGCUGGGGUCCUGGUUGCACUGCAGAAGAGCAUUACUCCUCUGUCAUCCACUUUGUGUGUGUGUGUGUGUGUGUGUGUGUGCUGGAAGGACACAUAAAUAAUUGUUUGUGUUCUUAGAGGAUGUGGCAGCCACACUGGUGUGCACAUCUGGCCCAAAUGAAGCAUGACAUGUAGUGCCCUUGGGGGAAAAAUGGCACUCAAAUGACAGUAGCAUUAAAGUAUUUGUUGCAGAGUUGAGGGAAGCCCCUACCCACCCACCCAGAAAACCUAGAUCAGAUGGCACAUCUGUCCUAACAGAUGAUCAGCACCAUUGAACCAGGAAUAUUUCCUCUGUUCCUGCUAUCCUGUUACAUGCUGGGUAGUGGCACAUUACCCCUCUGGGGGUGGGGACCCCUGUUAUUUUGGCCUCUUAUUUUUGGUUUGUUGGUCACAUGGAGCUGUUACAUUUAGUUUAUUUGACUAAUGAAUUGUUCCCAGAGGACACAGCUUGUCUUAUUGCCACCAGCAGACCACACCCUGCUGUGGUAGCAGCUGGGAUUGCACGAGUGGGCGGUGUUGGGUAUCCCCCACCUCUGCUACUUCUGCUGUGUAGAAACAGGUUGCUCCCUCUGUGUGCCAGCAUGGUUCAUUUCCAAGGGUGCUCCAUAACCAGAGAGUAAAUUAGUCCCUAUCCUGCAAGUGCAUUGUGAGGAAUGGCACUCACCUGGAGGUGGCUCAUUCCAGGUCUAUUGGUGAUGGAAGCUCAUUUGUGUUGGAAACAUGCCUUCAUCUACCCAAACAUCACCCUAAAUAUGCUUGGUGCCUUUGUUGAAACAAUGGUUUCUUUAUCUUAAAAAUUACUAUUUUCUCUUGAGUGCCCUUAUAUUUUGAGGAAUUUUUAUUUUGUCUCUGAGGUUUUGUACUCCAUGUUCUAGGACCUUGUAUGAUUUAUCUCCUUGCCAAUAUUAAAAUCUUAUUAAAAUUUA
Octodon degus (degu) is the source of this 1935-nucleotide messenger RNA. RefSeq names its product dCMP deaminase (gene Dctd). Gene Ontology annotation, molecular function: dCMP deaminase activity; zinc ion binding. The record is from RefSeq and is a predicted model, not a curated record. Gene Ontology annotation, cellular component: cytoplasm. Bases 169 to 705 code for a protein of 178 amino acids. The transcript has 7 exons. NCBI's taxonomy places the organism in Eukaryota, Metazoa, Chordata, Mammalia, Rodentia, Octodontidae. Gene Ontology annotation, biological process: dTMP biosynthetic process; dUMP biosynthetic process.